UGAUUGACGCCGAUUGAUUCCAGGACAAACUGUUCUUCUGUUGAAGCGCAAUCAGUCAACACGGACUUCCCAGUGACAGGACACAGAUCAUGCACGUGAUGAUGAGCUACAUAAGAAACGGCGAUGACUGUAUAGUAAGCAGAAGGGUCACUCGAAAGCAACUGGGGCUCGUUUGUUGAUUGCAAACACACAGACUGCGCGCACCGAGACGCUCUUCCCCAUCGGUGGCCGCAUAGUUGUGUGAUGAGUCAGGAAUGUGGUUGCAUGCCUUACACAUGAGCUAUUACUGAACACAGGCCCCAGUAGAGCACAGCCAGUGCGCUCGCUCAUUCACAGACGGGAGGGAGCGCGGGCGCGCGAGAGGGAGGAGGCUCAACAAUAGAGAGCAGGAGCGCGCAGAGCCAGAGUCAGAAGCGAAGAGACGCGCCAGAUGAAACAUCUCCUCCUGUGAUCCGUGUCCAGCGCUCGUCUGAGCUCCGAGGGGACUGUGGAGGUCUUCUGCGCGUUGACCUGGUGAUCCCUCCUCCGCUGUGGACAGACAUGCACGAGAGCGAGAUGAGGCUGAAGAUGCGCGUGAGGCGCAUCAAGGAAGGGCGAGAUCUGAGAGGUGGCUUUGCAGCUUUCUCUUCCUGUUUUCCUGAGCUGUGUGAGAGUAAACCAGCCACUCUUCCUCCUCUCAGCCUGUCUCAACCCUGUUUACCCGUGGCCAACAUCUGCCUCACCCGCAUCCUGCCCCACCUGUACUUGGGCUCCCAGAGAGACGUCCUCAACAAGGAACUGAUGACUCAGAAUGGAAUCACGUAUGUUCUCAAUGCCAGCAACACCUGCCCCAAACCUGACUUCAUCAGCGACAACCACUUCAUGCGCAUUCCCAUCAACGACAGCUACUGCGAGAAGCUGCUUCCUUGGCUGGAAAAAACCAACGAGUUCAUAGACAAAGCCAAGGUGGCAAACUGCAGAGUCAUCGUCCACUGCUUGGCUGGCAUAUCCCGCUCAGCAACCAUUGCCAUUGCUUACAUCAUGAAAACUAUGUGCCUGUCUUCAGAUGAUGCCUACAGGUUUGUGAAGGACCGUCGGCCAUCAAUAUCUCCAAACUUCAAUUUCUUGGGUCAGCUGCUGGAGUUCGAGAGAGGCUUGCAGAUGAAGGGUCUACCCUGUGACCCUAUGAGGUUAGCAGGGAAGCCGAGUAAAGAGGUAGCAGAGGUCCGAAAGAUGGAGAGCGAUCGCUGCGACCAGCGGACUCCACAAGCUUCAGAGAUCACCCUAAAGCCUCCAUCACCUACCUCGCUGCAGAAAGACCUAAGCUCCCUUCACCUGUCCACCGACCAAAUCCUUCAAACCAAACGGCUCAAGUGCUCCUUCUCCCUUGACAUCAAGUCUGUCUACUCGUCGAACCAAAACCAGCAGUCUUCUCCCAACUCCUCAUCGGAUUUGGAAAAUAUGCCCAAACUCUGCAGGCUUGACAGUCUAAAGAAUAGCAACGGGGUAUGCAAGUACCCUUCAACGAUGAACCACCCUAGCCCUACGGAGUCACAGUGUACUGAUAUGACUAGCAAGUCCAGGAUGAGCCAGCGAAGUGAGAGGUGGGAAAAUGGUGGCUUGGAGAGGUUAACUCUUUCCCUCCAACUGAAGCAGGGCAACUGUGGGCCAAGACCCCAGGAUCCCAUUUGCAAGACCAACUUUGAGGUGCCUUCUAUCCUCAGCUUGCCGCUGGGUACAUCUGCUUCUUGGACCAUGCAUAGAGGCUCGAAUGAAGCCACCACCCCAAUCACACCCACGGGUGACUGCCCUUGGUUCUUGGGCACUAAUUUGACACCAUCUGGAACGGGGAGCUCCGUGCACUUUGGCAGCGGUCCUGCCGGCACGGCUUACAGUUGCAGUGGCCAAGCUGGCAACUCCAAACCCAGGGACAAAACGCCAGAGCCGCUGGACUUUCAAAGACACCGUUGGCUCGAGGACGGGAAAGCAGUAGUGUGCAGUGUAUCACAAGUGGACACGAAGUACAAGCGCCGCAGCUGCCAGAUGGAGUUCGAAGAGAUUAUUAACACAACUCAAAGCGGCGAGGAAUUUGGGAAGCUGGGCAAGCAGUCCAGUUUCUCUGGCAGCAUGGAGGUCGUCGAGGUAUCCUGACAAAGAUGACAAUCUAACUCCAGGAAAAGCUGUUUAUUUAUUACAGAGUUCUGUUGUUAAAGAGCUUUGCAUCUAAGAGAGACCCUUUUCAAACUAGGGUUGAAACGGUGUAGCUUAUGUGUACAAGGAUACACUAAAGAUGCGAAAUGCCAAUUUCUCUGGUAUGCUGCUGGACUACAAGAGAUUUUAAGGAGCUUGUAGACUUUGACAUGCACUCACACCAAAGACCUCACAGAGUGACCUUUUUCUUGCAUGUCAUCUCAAAAUGAAGGAGCACGAUGGAGGAUAUCCAUCUAGCAUGACCACAUCAAGACACUAGACAUGAAGGAAUGAAUCAGAUGAGUGUGUUUAUGCUGGUUUUGAUGCAAAUUAGGGCAGUCACACUUAACAGUGGCUUCCGAGGAGGGACUGUAUGUAUGCCCAACUCUGAGAAGAUGUAAUUCCUGUGUGAUGUUUAUUAUUCUGUCAUUGCCCAUUGUUCUAUUUAGCUAUGAAUUGAGUAAAUAAGGACAGUUUCAUUCAGUAAUUUCACUAUUCAUUGUUAUGUGUGAUAAAAGAGUGGAAAUAUGAAGUGUAUGUUCGAGCUGAGGUUCUCUCAGAUCUACUACUGUGCACUGAGCAUGCUCAGAACGGCUGGCUACCUACAGACAGACAAGCUGCAUCCAGCAGCACUAUGUAUUAAGCUGUAAAUCUAGACAGAUUUACAGUACAUGUGUAUGUAAAAUAAAUGUACUUCAACUUAAAUGGUCUAUUUAAAGUUUCAUGCAUUUUCGCUUUAAUUUAUUGUAUGGGAUUCAUUCUGGCAAUGAGCAAUAAUAUAUUAUUUGAAAACA
Carassius gibelio (silver crucian carp) is the source of this 2963-nucleotide messenger RNA. RefSeq names its product dual specificity protein phosphatase 8-like. Bases 541 to 2130 code for a protein of 529 amino acids. The record is from RefSeq and is a predicted model, not a curated record. The transcript has 5 exons. Lineage: Eukaryota; Metazoa; Chordata; Actinopteri; Cypriniformes; Cyprinidae. Gene Ontology annotation, cellular component: cytoplasm. Gene Ontology annotation, biological process: protein dephosphorylation; negative regulation of MAPK cascade. Gene Ontology annotation, molecular function: protein tyrosine/threonine phosphatase activity; MAP kinase tyrosine/serine/threonine phosphatase activity.